Messenger RNA from Patiria miniata (bat star), 1894 nucleotides. RefSeq lists its product as uncharacterized. NCBI's taxonomy places the organism in Eukaryota, Metazoa, Echinodermata, Asteroidea, Valvatida, Asterinidae. The record is from RefSeq and is a predicted model, not a curated record. The annotation marks the transcript as partial. The transcript has 5 exons. Gene Ontology annotation, molecular function: zinc ion binding; carbohydrate binding.
CAGUUGAAAAUGUCAGCAAAUCCUUCCGCACCUCCACUGUCUCCUACAUGUACUUCCCCUAAAGACCCUCUGUCAGGGCGCCUACAACAGCUGGGAGAAGAGCUGCAAUGCCCGUUAUGCAUCGACUAUUACGAAGAUCCCGUAGCUCUGCUGUGUCAGCACAGCUUUUGUCGUGGGUGCAUACGCCGCGCGGUACGGCCGCGGCGUGGUGAAGCGCAAGAGGUUGAGUGUCCGCUCUGCCGUGUUAAGACCCAGUUGGUCGGGUCAGCUGACACCUGCGUGCAGAAGCUGCCCCGCAAUUUUCAUCUUGCCGGGAUCAUCGAGAAAUUCCGCGCCGCGGAGAGGGAAAAACAACGGGCAGAGGAGGAGCUCGAACAGCGACAGGUGCUGGAGCAAAUCGAACAGAGUAGAAGAGAGAAAGAGGAGCAAGAAAAUCGUCAACGUCAGCAGCAGCAUCAGCAAGUGGAACAGCAGCAUCAAGAGAAUCGAAAUCAGAAACAACAGGAACCGACUUCAGGCGAUUUUGAUGGUCAAGCGACAUCAACCAAUGAAAGUCUUUCCUCCAUAAGCCCAGCAGGAGUUCAAAAAUGUAAGAAGUGUCCCUUCCCAGGUGUCAUCCAUUGUGCUGAGUGUGGUGAAGAUUUUUGCCUGGAGUGCCAGCAAACCCACUCACAUGGAGAAUCCACCAUCCGAAAAGAAUUCCACUCUGAGGAGCUCCUAAAGACUGCAUCAGACCCACCAUCCUGCGGCCAGGAAGAUCAGCCCCAGGUUGAUGGAGAACAGCAGCAACGGCUGCAGCAGCUUCAACAGAAGCAGCAGCAUCUCCAACUGGAGCUAGCCCAGCAGCAAGCACUGUCGGGCUACACCCCGGCACCAGAAUGGCAGCGGCAGCAAUCUGACCGCUGGGAGGAGCUGCACGAGAAACAGGCCGCCAGACGACAGGUCUCCGAGGACUAUCCACCUCAACACCGUGAUGACAUGCCCCAGCCCCAGCAUGCCCAGGAGCCUCUCAGUUGGCCCUUAAGUCACCAAACUCAGCAAGUCUACCAACACCAAGACCUGUCGUAUAAGCCUCAUACUCUGGGGUACCCCUAUCCGGAGCAACAGGAGCACUUUUCACCACCUCCUUCCAUGACCCCCACUUCCUCCCAGCUUACCUGCUCUCAUUGCCCCUUUCCAGCCGCCACCCACUGCGAGCAGUGCAGCUCUUACUUCUGUUGGGAGUGCAAGGGCGAUCUCCACGACUUGAAAAGUGCCCAUGCGAACCACAACAUAGUUGAGCUCAUGCAUAUGGCAAGCUUGUCCAGUCCGUGUACCUUUGGCCCUGAGCAGGACGUGAACAACUACAGUUUUCCUCCAACUAUUCCGCUGAUUCAGAUGACACCUGCAACGGCAAUUGAGGUACCGACAACAUCAAUGACGGGAGAUACUGUGAUUUAUAAGAUUCCAUACACUUGUGACAUCAGAGGCAUGGGACCAGGGAAGAAGAUCACUGUGGUUGGCCAACCUUAUGAUCGUUGUUCGCGAUUCCACAUCAACUUGAUGUGCAGCAAAAAUCUAAAAUCAGGCGACAUAGCCCUCCACUUCAACCCACGUCUCACGUGGCCCAAAAUGGUGGUUCGUAACACCAGAAUUAGCGGCAAGUAUGGGUCGGAGGAGAGGGGAGGACCUAGUCCGUAUCCUUUCAAGGCUGGGCGACCCUUCGGGAUUGAGUUCACGUGUCUCUUUGACAAAUUCAAAGUGGUUGUGGAUGGUAAGCCUUUCAUCACGUACACACACCGCAUCAAAGAUUUACAGUCGAUCAAGUAUUUGAAUGUUAACGGCGACGUUCAAAUCACGUCCAUGAGUGGUUGCAUGUAGACAAAAAGGUAUGUACAUGUUUAACAUAUAUGUG